This is a messenger RNA of Anolis carolinensis (green anole), 2024 nucleotides long. RefSeq names its product erythroblast NAD(P)(+)--arginine ADP-ribosyltransferase. The transcript has 4 exons. Gene Ontology annotation, molecular function: NAD+ poly-ADP-ribosyltransferase activity; NAD+-protein-arginine ADP-ribosyltransferase activity. Lineage: Eukaryota; Metazoa; Chordata; Lepidosauria; Squamata; Anolidae. The coding region runs from base 286 to 1110 and encodes 274 amino acids. The record is from RefSeq and is a predicted model, not a curated record.
AAGCGUUUUUUUUUUCGAAACACAUCUUGUACCCAUCUUGUUAUCUCCUUAGCGGUUAUCACAAGUUAGCUUUAUUUCAGUUGGGCCAGCUAGUUUAUCUGUGUUAGACUCCUAGAAAUAGGCACCAAGGGGUUAUAGUCAGAAGGCAAGGAGGAAAGGUUCUUCAUUGUCUAAAGAAUCCUUUUUUCUAGUUUUGGUCUUCAUCGUCAACUUGACUCUUGGAAAGCCCUAAUCCAAACCUACCAUAUCUCCUUUAUAAUUCUGAGAUUUGUGCAGGGUACUAGGAUGGAGAGGCCUUCUUUGAUUUUUAUUUUAAUCACAUUCAUGGUGCUAUCGCAUGUGGUGACUAGCUUCAAUAAAAUGUCAAAAAAGAAGGCCAGACCUGAACUGAACAUGGCACAUGCCUCUCUUGAUGAUCAGUAUGAUGGCUGCAUGGCAAGUAUGAAGCGGCUCUUGCCCUCUCUCUUUCGAAGUGAGCUGAAUGCAUCUACACUGUAUAGUGAAGCUUGGGAGAAAGCCCUAUUUGAGUGGCAAGAGAAUAAGACAUGGUUGUAUCCAAGGAAAUUAGAAGAACUCUCUGAGGUGGCUCUCUAUGCAUAUACUCUAGGAUACCCUCCACUCUAUCAGGAGUUUAAUUCUGCCACCCGCACAGCUGCAAAAGGGCCAGAAGAAUAUGCUGCCUACCCUUUCAAAUCUCUCCAUUUUCUCUUAACUUGGGCAACCAGAUUCCUGGGAAAGAAAUUCAGUUGCCAGCGAGUCUACAGGGGCACCGGUGUGAAUUUUUCUGUUGGCCACUACUUCCGGUUUGGGCAGUUCACCUCCACAUCAGAGGAUCCAGAAAUAGCCCAGUUCUUUCAGACAGUAACUUACUUCAAGUUGGUCACCUGCAAGGGGAUUGGGAUCAGUGAGGCGUCAUAUUUUCAACAUGAGCAGGAAGUCUUAGUCCCUCCUUAUGAGAUGUUCAAAGUCACAUCAGUGGAAAAACACCCAACAAACAAGACGAUCAUGGCCGUUUCAGUGGGAACCUGCAGCGACCAUAACUGUAUUUUUGUGGGGGAAGUUUUGAAGUAUACCAAGAGAUGUCAAGACCAUCAAGUGUUGUAUUUGUGAGACUUGGUCUUGCCAGUAUCUCCAGAAUGCAGCCUAUCAAGAUUUAUGCUUCACAAGGAUCUCUGUGAAAUUUCCAUUUUCUUUAUUUCUGUGUCAGACUCUAAAGCUGAUCCCAAAUGUUCCUGUUAAUGUAAUUUCCCUUUUCUGGGUGACAAAUUGGUGGGAAGCAGGGAGGUUAGAUACCAAGUCACAUUCAUACUUAUGAUUUCUGAAGGCAGACUGCAUUGUUCUUUUUGUCUUUUAAUUGCUGAAAGUGGAGCCCCCGGUGGUGCAAUGGAUUAAUCCCUUGUGCUGGCAGGACUGCAGACUGAAAGGUUGGCAGUUCAAAUCUGGGAAAAGCAGGUGAGCUCCCUCUGUCAGCUCUAGCUCCCCAUGCAGGGACAUGAGAGAAGACUCACACAGGAUGGUAAAACAUCAAAUAUCCAGGCAACAUCCUUCCAGACAGCCAAUUCUUUCACACCAGAAGCGACUUGCAAUUUCUCAAGUCAGUUCUGACACAAAUUUUUUUUUUUUGCUGAAAGUCAUUGUUUAUCCCUUUCAAAUCUUCCUCCACUCUAGUGAGUUUGCCCAUUGAUUGGGAAUGGUGGUAGUUGAGUCCAACAAUUUCUGGAGGGUUAUAGGCCCCCCUCCCAAAUUUGUUAAAUAUUAGGCAAAACAAAGUAAGAUGCAAGAUUCAUAUUCCUAAAACGGUGCACCAGAAAAUCAAUGGGCCAUCACAGAUGAACAGCCUGCAAACACAAAAUAAAGGAACACGUUUCAAUUUAACUUUGAAGGACCAAGCUAAAAAAAAAACCUUUAAAUAACCUGACCUAUUUAAGAUUUCUUUGACUCUUUGGUAUAGAACAUAAAUAUUCUUUCUUAUUGUUUCUGGUUUUUUAUAUCAGUGCAUAAUAAAAAUACGUCUUGAAUGCAAA